Parnassius mnemosyne (clouded apollo) is the source of this 825-nucleotide messenger RNA. The record is from the annotation of a GenBank genome assembly. Lineage: Eukaryota; Metazoa; Arthropoda; Insecta; Lepidoptera; Papilionidae.
AUGACUUCAGCACUUUAUUUAGAGCAUUAUUUAGAUAGUCUUCAACAUCUGCCAAUAGAAUUACAAAGGAACUUCAAAUUAAUGCGGGAUCUCGACGAUCGAGCGCACGGUCUAAUGAGGACAAUCGAUCUUAUGGCCGACGAAUUAUUGCCGAAUAUUCCUAAAAUGGACGAUGAAACCAAAAAGGAAAAGGUUAAUACAAUCCAGGGUUUAUUUAAUAAGGCCAAAGAGUAUGGAGACGAUAAAGUACAGCUAGCGAUACAGACAUAUGAGUUAGUCGAUAAACACAUACGGCGCCUUGAUUCUGACCUCGCACGCUUUGAAACUGAAAUUCAAGAGAAAGUAAUGAGCUCGCGUGCCGCCCAACAGGCUGCCGCAGAGCAGGAGACUAGUACUACGACUGUCAAAAAGGGCAGAAAGAAACAUAAAGGUAAUGAAAAGGCUGCCACAUCUACAGGCAAGAAGAAACGUGCGGGUGCUUCCAGCGAAGAUGAUGCAGUAGCUAGUGGUCGAUCAGCCGCCAAAAAGAAGGCACAGAGGAAAGGUGCAACAACUGCAACUAAUGCUGUCAAAGAACAGGAAGAAAAUGCAGACCUUGAUUCUGUGGCUGGCAUGGCACAUCCUAGUGAUGUUCUUGACAUGCCUGUAGAUCCUAAUGAACCUACGUAUUGUCUGUGUCACCAAGUAUCAUAUGGUGAGAUGAUUGGUUGUGAUAAUCCUGAUUGCCCCAUAGAAUGGUUCCAUUUUGCAUGUGUCGAUCUUAAAAUUAAACCUAAAGGAAAGUGGUAUUGCCCCAAAUGUACACAAGACAGAAAGAAAAAAUGA